AUGGCGUCACAUGAGAAUUACGAGGGUGUGUUUCUUCAUUCGGACGUUGAAAUUGAACAUAUCAACCACAAGAAUCAAAAUCAUGCUCCGAUUUUGAAUCAGUGGAUGCAGGACUUGCCGGAGAUAAUUCAUAAUUUACCACUGAAUUGCCUUGCUAUCCCAGGUUCUCAUGAAUCUGGCAGCUACUCAGUAAGUGCACUGGAUGAUUAUGCUCCUGAUGGACUUUUCUUGUCCAAGUCUCGUGCAGUCCAACUGCUGGGCUCAACAGCUAAAAAAGUAAUCUGUGGUUGGAUGAAGACCCAAGAUCUGACCUGUAAAGAACAGCUGGAGAUGGGGAUUCGAUAUUUUGAUUUCAAAGUUGCAACCAAACCUGGAAGUUCUGAUUUAUACAUUGUUCAUGGAUUGUAUGGCGAUUCCAUGACCACUGUGCUAGACAGCAUCAAAGAAUUCCUUGAUUUGCAUCCCAAAGAGGUAGUAUUGCUUCACUUUCAGCAGCUUUUUGCAAUGACCAAUGAUGACCAUCAUAGGCUUCUGCGGCAAAUUACAGAAAUAUUUGGAUCCAAAGUAUGUCCUGUAGUCCCAAAAAUGGAGAAAUUAACUUUAUCAUGGCUGUGGCAUCAACAGUACCAAGUCUUGGUAUUUUAUAUGCAUGAUGUUGCUAAUUACCACCCAUUCCUCUGGAAGAAAGAGUUCAUCCUCAGUCCUUGCCCAAAGGCUGUAAAGGGUAGUGAACUAAUGCAGUUUUUGGUGGAGCAGCACAAGCAGGAGAAACCUCUUAGAAAGUUUGUUGUCAGUCAAGGAGUCCUUACACCAACAGCCACUUUCACCUUGAGGCAUCCUUGCUCUAAUUUUCGUGAUCUUCUGGUAGAUUCUGCUCAUGAAGUUCUUCAAGAAUGGUUGAAAGGAAAGCAAAGCUUGAAUAUUAUUAUUUCUGACUUUGUGGACAUAAAAGAUUGCUGGUUUCCUCGCACAGUUGUGGGAAUGAAUUACAGUAGACCUUUGGGUAAAGAUGAAAUAAAUGGGAAGAGUAAGGUAACCACAGAGUAAUACCGAAAGUAAAUUUUAUUUUCACAGGCUAAUAAUACUCAAAAGUAUGCAGAGUAAUACCUUGUUUUAUGGUUUCAAUUCAUCAUGCUUAUGUGUACUUAUGCUAUAGCAUGUAAAACAGAAGAAAAUGUGUUACUUAAAAAAUAAAAUAAUUUCUGCCUUUAUAAAAUAUGUAUUUUACUAGAUAAUCUGAAAUUUUCAACCAAAGAAUUUAUCAGAUUAUUCAUAAUUGCUAGUUGAUUUUGACAGUAUCUUCCACAAUAUAAUAAAAAAAGUACGAUUUUGUGGGCUGCUAUCUAUUCUAAAACUAAAAGUUUGUUAUCUGUUAGUCAUUCACUAGAAAUUCCAUAUGAAGUUAUAUGUGUGAAUCAUUUUCAAAUCCUUAACUUGUGUUAACUAUUCAUAGAUUAACUUUGUUUUGUGUUUCACAGCAUUGUUGUUCUUUUAUCUUGAUUAAUAUUAGAUCCUAAGAGCACACUGCACACUUAACUAAGAGACAUUAUUGUUUCUUCAAUGAAAACUGGUCUUAGGGAUAUGUGUACUCUAUGUGUACACUAACUAGCAAGUAUUAAAUCAAUGCAUCUAGUAAACUGUUGGUUUUAAGGUUGUGUUAUACACUAUAUUUUUGCAGACCUUCUUUACUUAUCAUUUCUUUAAACAUUUACACUCUCAUUCACAUAGAAAAUUAGGUUGCUUGCAUAGGUGUUACAGUAUAAAAUAUCUGUUUAUUGAAGAAUCUGUCAACUUGAGGUGAUUCAGUAACUUGGUGUGCUAGAAGAAAAAUUGAUGUAAAGUACCACUUGUUAAUGAAAUAAGAUUACUAUGCUUAGUUUGAUGUAAUAUUGUAAUUAAUACAAUAAAAAUACAUAUCUUUGUAUUAUUCUCAAGCAACUAAGAAGUUAAUAUUUAUUCACAUAUUGAUGUAGUUUACCAAGUUUCCAUUGUCAAAGAAGCAACAAUGCAUGUUAAUUGUGAUGUUUAGGCUACUACUAAUAAUUAAGAUUUUUAGCAAGCAUGAGCAUACUUGUUCAAGUAUUUCGUAAAAUCUAAUUGUACAAGUGUAGAAAGUUGCUUAACAUCAAGUAGUACAGUUUUGUACAUCACAACAUAGACUAUUUUUUAAAAUUAAAUGUAAAGCUCUUAUAAUAUUAUGUGAUUUAGAUUCAGGCUUGUAUUAUCUGCUCAGUUUUCUUAGGUCUCCUUUGUCCUUUUUUUUUUUCUUACAUACAUUUGUAUGUAUGAAAUAAUCUUUAAUUUCGUAAGUAUGACUUAUAUGUUGAUAAUCGGAUAAUUAAACUCGUAUCAUCUAAAUGUUCUAUCAACUAUUUUUUUUGUAAGUACAGAAGAAAAAAGUAAAAAAUUACAUCUUAAAGACAAGAAAUAAAAUUCAUCUAGUUUAUAAACUGUAAAAGGACCUACAUGUAUAAUGAGUCAAAGAAUUUAAGAUAAAUGGGCAUUGACUCGUGCAUUUUAUGAGUUCUUAUUCUCGAAGUGAUGUUCUUCCAUACCUGUAGGUCACACUGUGCUUUUGGAUUUAUACAGUCAUCCCCUUACUUUGUUUCACUUAUUUUUGGUCCAUCCUGUACAUGUUUGUGAAGUAGUUACAGUAACACUAGAGGUUUACAGGAAAUGUGUAUAAUAAUUUAUGAUAAGUUGUUCAUUUAUAGAUUUGGUUUUUUUUUCACACUUUUUUGCCAUGUUGGCUAUGGUGCUAAAAAUAUUCUGCAUUUAAAAUGUAUCGUUUUGAAUAAAUUCAUGGGACUCUUCAAAACUUUAAUUUUUUCAGUUGUUACUAACUUGUAUGGAUUUAUAUGUGUAGGUCAUACAUAUAUAUAUAUUUAAGCUUAAACAAUAAUUACUAAUAAACUCGCAACUAAGUUUAUUUUAAUGAUAUUUUUAAUGCUCUGACAUAUACUGUAUGCUUAUUUGAUACUCAUAGGUACUUACUGUGAUGUAUGGAAAGGACUGAAACUUGUAUUAUAAUUAGAAUUAAUAUCCAUAAGAGAUUCAUGUUCUGCAUGUGUUUUAUACAUCUAGGCAAUUUUAAUAGUAUACUGGUUGAUCCAGGCACUUGUAAUUCAAGCUGCAUGUAGGUGAUUUUUGCACUAUUUCUUUUAAUUCUAACUUUCACACUCCAUAUUUUUUUAAGUAAAAAAUCUGAAUUUAUGUAUAUAAUGUUUGUCUGUAUUAUUUUGUGUGUUACAUCUUUAGCAAUAUAUUUGGUGAUUAUCACUGAUGUGUUAAUAAUCAUUUUUCACUUUAGGUGUUACAUAUUUCUCUCAUGUUUUGCAGCUGUUAGGGUUUUGUAUAGUACUUUGUUUUGUUACAGUACAUUAGUCACUCAUGAAUGGCAGAUGGCUUUUAAUAAUAUUGUACUCAACAGAUUUUAUUAUAGGAUCUGAGGUUUUCUGAUAAAGAGAAAAAAUCUGAUCUCAGUUCUCCUGUGCUUUAGUACCUCUCCAAUGUUUUACAUUAUGUCUGAAAUUCUAUACUUUCGAUUGUUUAAGUUUACUUUUUUUAUAGCUUGAGUAAUACUUUGUAUAUAUAUAUAUUUUUGUGUUGUUCUGUAUUGACUGAUAUGUGUUUUAAAAACUGUAUUUUACAGCCACAUUAAAAAAAUGGACGUUUCUUUAUAACUAUUGCAUUGAAAAACACUAAGAGAUUAAAAAAAACUUUUUUUAGUUGGGCACCAUAUGAUAAACAAAAAUUGAAAAUGAAGAGAAUAUUAAUUAAUGAAUGGACUGGCAUAUGAACAUCGAAGAGUAAACCUGAAGAAAGCUCAUUUCAACAUUUUCUAAAGAACAAUAAAGAUAAAACUUGAAUACCCGUUUUGUAAUUGAUGUUUAUUAGUAGUGUAUAUAAAGUUUUCCUGUGCUUUGAAAACGUUAAUCUUAAAGCAGCUUUUAAUGAUGUAUUCUUCCAACCAUCUACAUAGGUCCAAUAAUACAAAUUUAACAUUGCUGUUAAAACACCAAAUAAAUGUAUUAGAUCAAGAAGCUUCAGAAGGCACCAGGACCCUUUUGGGAUCAUUAACAGUCUUUCCAGAACAAAAAAAAAAGUUAAGAAAUUGCACAUAUGAGUAAUGUAACAUAGCAAAAAUACUGUAUAUGAUGAAUUAAAUCAGAAAUUGGGCAUUAAAAAGCAGUAUGAAAGCAGAAUUUGUCUUUAAGCAUUGGUCUGGAAAGUCGGUUUCAAUUUUUGUUCAUUGCAUUUUUGAUAACUUGCAUGCACAUUAUAGUGUUGCUACAUAGCAAUUAGUACUUAUUAAUAAAGCAUAAUCAAUAAGAGUUUUAUGGAUUAAUGAUUGAUAGAAAUAAAGAAAUUCAUAAAAUUACCUGGAAUGGUCUUAUUCAAAGAAAACCAUAUUUUGCCUUGAACAUCUUAGCUAAAACAAACGGGUAAACAUCCUUAUUUUGUUUAAUUCAUAAUAUCAUGUUGACAUUUUAAGUAUAGUUAAAGUCAAACUAGUUGUAGAGAUCAAAUGUGGUAUAUUGAGUUGAAAAGGAAGCUUAGAUUAGUUUAUUAUUUAUCAUAGAGGAUUGAAAUAAAUAACAAAUGAUAGGUAAAGCUAAAACCUAAUUUCUGUAUCCUGGAGUAUUCAUAUGUUAAAGGAAACUCAUUUUUGUAGCAUAUAGCACUAAUUCUGGUCCCAAGCUAUCUGUGUCCAGUUUAUCUUCCAAGUGUCGAAAGUACAAGAUCUGUGAAAAGCCUACUUAUUAAUACACUGUAUUCAUAAAAUUAAUAAUCCUGACCUCACAACGUAUUUAUUUAAGUUUUAAUUCUGAAAGUUUCAAAAUAUAGACUUUUUCUAGAUAACUGUGAGUAAUCAGAAAAGUGUUUUAUCCUGUUUUAUUUUAAGUUUUUAUUUGGCUGAAAUAUUUAUUAUGCAAUAUGAUCAUUAAUCUUGAAGCAAACAAAUUUGGAAGUACAUCAUGAAUAUGCAUAAUAAACUAAAAUGUGGUACUGAAUUUUUUAACUUUUUGUUCUUGAUUUCAUAACAUUUCACAGCCAAAUACCUGCAAUAUGAUAUUUUAUUUUAUAUGAAUUAAAACUUCUCAAUUGAAAGGAAUAGUUGCUGUUGAAUUUCUAAAUUUUAAGCAUUUCUGAAGGCUGUCUAAACAUUGAGUCUUGUACUCAUAAGAGCCUUAAAAAAGUUUAAAGAUUACAUAAUGAUGCAUAAAACUUGAUCUGCAUAGAAUAGUUAAGCCUAAUUAAUUAUGUUUUUUAUCAGUACUAUUAAAUUUUACUCCUGUUAUUUGAUAUUUUUAUUGUUACAUUGAUAAAUGUUCACCUUUUCAUUGUAAUCAAAGCAUGUUGAGAUGUUUGGAAUUUUUUGAAUGUUUGUAUUUCAACAUGUUGAAAAUUUAGAUUUUGAGCUUUAAAUGUUGUUAGUUAAGGUCUGAGUGAAUUUUUGUAAUUCAAGGCACUUGUACACUUUUAUGCAUGUAUAGGGUUGUACCUGUAGAUUAAUAUUAAAAAUGCUGUUAUGCACAGUUAAAAAUUUAAGGUUUUUACAUCUUAGUCCAAGAAAAUGAGUAAAUAUUUAUUAGCAUUGAAUAUAUAAACUGUUAAAAGGCAUCUUUGUGGCUGUUUAAAGGUUAAUUAGGUGGCCAUAGAUUACUUGAAAUGUGAUUUUUAUUUUAUUGUUGGAUAACCUCAUUGUACAUAUAAACUUAUUUCCUUAAAUAAAAAAAGUCAUGCUUGUCAGUAAAAUUUAUCAUGUGCAAUAGAUGAAAAAGUAGUUAAUAGUAUACUGGACCAUUGUAUUUUCUUUUAUAUUAUAGAAAUUCAAUUAAUUCCUAACAUAUAAUGCCAUGGUUUAAACCUAAUUGUGUGAUUUGGUAGUUUAAGGACUUAAUCAGUAGUCCUAAUUUUUAACAUCUUCAUUUAUAUUUAACACCAUAAAAUAUUAGAAAUGAUGGAAAAAAUAUGUCUCAAGAAAAUUGCUGUAAUUACCCUCAAAUUAUUAGCUUCUUAAGCAUUUACCUGUUCCUUUAAACUGUUGGAGUUUUUAUGUUAAUGUUUUUUAGAUGAUAAGUCUUAUCCUAAUUAGUGAUCAAGUGGAUGGAAUUUUUGAGACAGGCUAUGACACAGAGAAAAAAUAAACUUAUAAAGAAUCCUGAUUCAAGUGUGAUACUCAUAGUGCUGUGUUUUAGGUACUUGAAGCUUCUCUAACACUAAACUGUUUUGAAUUACAACUUUUUAGAAGCUAAGUUAUACAAGUAGUAUUUGAAGACUGUCUUUGCACAGGAUAUAAAUUCGAAAGUCUGCUUGUAUAUGUUUUUCUAAAGAAUAUUCAUUAAGUAGCAUGUCACCAGAUUUUGUUAGAACACUGCAUCAAAAUAAUAAAAACUGCUGAAUAUAUUUAAUUCCUUUACUUGAUUUUUUUAUUAUGCAAAAGCAAGUUAUAGAGAUUUCUGUUUUAUCAGUACUCUUUCUCUACAUCUAAUUUAACUGUCUAAAUGGCAAAUUAAUCUGUUUCAUAGUUAUUUUUAAAGAGAUUAUGUAAUAUUGCAGUUUUUUAGUGUUAUUUUUUGAGAAAGAGAGAAUUUAACUAUAGUACUUGCUUGGUAGAAUUGUCAUAGCUGGAUGGCAUUAUGAUUAAUUUUGUUCUUGAUAAUAUUCUAUUUAAUGUUUUUUCUUUCACAUUUCUGAUUUUCUUUUAAUACAAUUAGCAAAAACAUUUGCACAAUCUAGUAAAAAAUGUUCUUUUAAAAGAGGCAAAAAAUAAGAUCAUACACUUAUUAAAGCAUUAUGUAUUUAUUCUUUGUUUAUAAUGUUUACAGACAUUAUUCACUGUUAAAAUUGCUUUCAUAUAAGUUUCCAUGUACUUCCUAAUUAUUAUUAUAAUUACCUGAGGUAGUUCUAAAAAGGCAAAAAAAAAUUGUUGACUGUAGGUUGUAAAGAAUAAAUGAAACACAAUAGUUCAAGAUGUUUUACCUUUAAUGAAAAAUAAAAUUAUUAAAGUUAGUUUCUCUGCUAAACACUAACUAGGGGGGAAUGGGGUCACUAUUAAAGCAACCAAACUGUUUGGAAAAAAUACAUGUUGGAAAUCAGUGUAAGUUGGACAAUGAUUUAUGAAACUAAGGAAAACAAAGUGAAGAAAUUUUAGAUUAUUAAAAAUAUUACUAUUUUAGCAAAAACAUAUGAAAACUUGAUUUGUAGUACUUAAAACAGUUUUUAUAAUUAUAUAGUUCAGUGUACAUGAGAAAAAUUCAUAUGUUGAAUAAUAAAGAAGAAAAGUCAAAAUACAUAUUAAUUAGUUUCAGUUUAAUAUUUGUAACUAAACGUUUUAAACUAGGUGUUCCCUGUUGUCAUGAUUCACAUUUAUUUUUUAUCAUAAUACAAGUGUUCCGUUUUAACUGAAUCUGAAUAAGACACUUUAUGUCUUUACACAUUCUUUUGAUGCUGAUAUGUCCAUGGAAGUAACUGAUAUUUAUUUGUUUAGCAAAGUUUAAUAAUAUUCCACAAACAUGUAAGAGCAUCUAAAACAUUGUGUUCUUUCACAUUUACCUAUGUUUAUAUGUAUUUUAUAAGUUAUUUUUUGUUUAAAAUGUGUUGUGUACAUGUUAAUCUUGAUUAAUUUAUUUUACACUGUUACUUCAUUAUCAUCUAAAUAGUUGUUAAUGUAACUAUAAGUUUGAGGAUUAUGUUAAUGUAAUUCAGUAAGUAAACUUGUUGAUCAAAGUAGUAGUUUAUUAUUAUUAUUUUUUAUACACAAGUUUUUUCAUUUCUACAUCUGUCUCAGAAGUAAAAUAUUGUUCUUUAAACAAGUUUGAAUUUUAGCAUGUGCUAGUCGUUUCCUAUGCUGAAAUGUUACAUUAGUAAUAAUUCAAGAUGUCAUACAUGUGUUUUAUAUAUACCUAGUGCAAUUUUUCAUUGACUUCCAAAUAGAUGAACUCUUGUGUAUACAUUGUUUUCCAUUUGAGCUUUGUUUAUGGUAAAGAACAUGUAUUUUUAGUAAUAGUAAGUAGGCUUGCUCAGAUUUGCUUCAGUAAAUAUACUUGCUGCUUGUGUUCAAGGUUUUUAGCCAUGUAGUUUUUAUUGGAGUAAGAAGCUGUAAUGACAAAUAAAAAUAAUGAAAAAAA
This is a messenger RNA of Limulus polyphemus (Atlantic horseshoe crab), 8135 nucleotides long. RefSeq names its product PI-PLC X domain-containing protein 3-like. NCBI's taxonomy places the organism in Eukaryota, Metazoa, Arthropoda, Merostomata, Xiphosura, Limulidae. Gene Ontology annotation, biological process: lipid metabolic process. Gene Ontology annotation, molecular function: phosphoric diester hydrolase activity. The record is from RefSeq and is a predicted model, not a curated record. The coding region runs from base 1 to 1047 and encodes 348 amino acids. The transcript is spliced from 2 exons.